AUGCCUCAGAAAUCUCUAAGAGUUAAUAAGAAGCAAAAGGAUCCACGUAGGAUCACAAAGAAGCAAAAAAAUCCCAAAAGAGCAGCUCCUUUGCAGAUUAAGUCUAAGAAGAAAUCUUUAAACAAGUUCAAGGAACUGAAUAAAACAGUUUCUUUGACAGCAGCUACUGAAAAGAUUAUAGCUAGUAGAGUAGGUCAUUUAGAACUUGUCAAAGGUAAUAGAAAGGAGAUUGAAAAAGAGAAGCAAAAGAACAAUAAUAAGAAAUGA
This is a messenger RNA of Zygosaccharomyces rouxii, 267 nucleotides long. RefSeq lists its product as uncharacterized. The coding region runs from base 1 to 267 and encodes 88 amino acids. The record is from RefSeq and is a predicted model, not a curated record. The transcript has a single exon. Lineage: Eukaryota; Fungi; Ascomycota; Saccharomycetes; Saccharomycetales; Saccharomycetaceae.